Messenger RNA from Aspergillus novofumigatus IBT 16806, 561 nucleotides. RefSeq lists its product as uncharacterized. The transcript has 3 exons. Bases 164 to 364 code for a protein of 66 amino acids. NCBI's taxonomy places the organism in Eukaryota, Fungi, Ascomycota, Eurotiomycetes, Eurotiales, Aspergillaceae. The record is from RefSeq and is a predicted model, not a curated record.
AUUAUCCAGCAUAUAGAAUAUGACUAGCUCGUACCACUAGGUAAGGUAAGGGUGGGAUGCAUGUUUGCCUACCUUAGCUGCUGUCGACGGGUAUAAAGUCCAGCCCUCCCAUCCAACUCUCUGACCCUGAUCAGCAUCCUUCACUAUCGCUUACACUUUCAAAAUGAAGUUGAUCUACCUGCUUACAUCCCUCGCUGCCAUGGCUCUGGCUGCGCCGAGUCCUCUGGGUGAGUAUGUGUGCCAUCGAGAAGGGGAGACCUGUGCUACAAUUGCUGGUCCGAUUGGAGUGUGCUGCCCUGGGCUUCAGUGUAUAUAUAUCAGUCCAGACCAAGGGGUUUGUCAGCCUACAGAAGACUCCACUUGAAGAGAAUGGUGGCAGUGCUACUGGAUACUCAGUGUCUGCGCAGUUAAGAGUUAGAUGCAGGAUGACAAGGACUCCUGUAGUAUACUUUGUCUACCUUGUACUUUGAGUGUUUAGAGCAUGUUAUUCCCUGCUCAAGUCCUGACCACUGAUCCCCUUGCGGGCACUCAUCCCUUGCCAGCUGCAGUCCAAUCCUUAGG